UUCCGGGUCGCCAACUGCGGGCGCAGGUAGUGCAUCCUCUGUGCUCAUAGGGCAGAUCGUCCUUAUCCCAGGUGAGCCUCAACCGCACACCCUUAAGAGACAACCUCAUCCUUCGCAUCCUGCCUCUUCACUACUUCCAACAGGGCUCCUUUCAACAGCCAGGGCCUGUGCUCUCAUCUCUUCGAUUUCGGAACCUUGCCCCGCCGAACUGCUUUCUGCUUGUUCCGGUCGCUCGUUCGCCACUGUCUCGAGAACUUGUACGCGGUAUCGACCCGUUAUCAUCAACGACCAUGGCUAUCGUCCCAAUAAUGUCGCCCCUUGAAGCAGCGGCGCCUGUGGUCCCACAAAGCACCGAAGAAGUGACUGCCCAGAUGAACAAAGUAUCCAUUGAUCCCGUGGCGACACCUGAUCGUUCUCGUGUCGCUACCAACUCGGUUCGGAUCACGGUUCCUAUCGACGCUACCUCGAGGCAGGCAAGCAUCGCUAAGUCGGGCAUAUACAGCGACCGCAAACUCGUGCGUCGCGACAGCCUGGAACGUCGCGAAGCCUUCCUCAAGGGUAAAGAGGGUUCGCGGCAACGACGGCGUUGGGAAAAUGAUCGCCUUCUGUCCAACCCUUGGGCUGUUCCUCCUCUGCCCUCCGACUGGGAAAUCCGUCCUACGUACCCCCGACGCACUGUCCCCUACUAUCUCGCCCCGCUAUGGGAUGCCGCCGAGUUUCAACGCGCCGUUGAAUCCAAACUCAAGGGUCGCCGGAACAGCACUCGGCCCCACGGGAGACGUGUGCAGAACACCGGCAUAAGUCCUAUGGAAGAAGCAGCGAUCAACAUCCCGAAGGAAGUGCGGGCCAAGCUCAAGCGCGCCAAAGCAGCCAAGGGACUGCUCCAGGAUCUGGAGGAAACAGUCCGGGCAUUCGUGCGGCAGUGGAACGACAGAGAAAUCCGUCUUCGAAGAGAUGGUCUGCAUGACAUUCCUCUGACAAGCGACAGUGAGGAUGAGGAAAUUGUUUUCAUUGGCAGAAAUGGUGCUAUGCACGACUCAACCAGCAAGGAGCAGAAGGACAAGGGGGAGGCGGGAUGGGAUCAAGACGGGACGGUCGGCACCGAAAAGAUGGUCUUCGAGGGUCUGGAUAAAGACAAAGGCGCCGCUUUUGCGAGAUGGCUGGUUCAUUGCGUGGGCAGCUACUACGGCUUGCGAACCUGGAGUGUGACGCGUGACAUUGAGGGUGAGGAGAAGAGAAGACAAGCCUAUGUGGGCGUGGACAGCCGAGCAAGAGGAUUUCUGGGCCGAGGCGUCGAGGUUGGUCGCGAAAUCGAACUUCCACGCCCGCUGUGGGGGAUGGUGUGAAGGUGAUCCGAACUGCGUUUCCACAGCAUUCAUUGUAGUGGCCGUCAAAGCUGGUGAUCUGUAUACACCACUCAUCUGUGAGUUUCUGGGUAUGGAAAUUUCGUCCAAUUGGUCGAUUGUAGAACAUUAGACAAUUUAAUUGCAACAGGAUUUUCAUGAUUCGUGCAAGAGCCCG
This is a messenger RNA of Cladophialophora immunda, 1521 nucleotides long. RefSeq lists its product as uncharacterized. The record is from RefSeq and is a predicted model, not a curated record. The transcript has 2 exons. NCBI's taxonomy places the organism in Eukaryota, Fungi, Ascomycota, Eurotiomycetes, Chaetothyriales, Herpotrichiellaceae. Gene Ontology annotation, molecular function: nucleic acid binding. The coding region runs from base 291 to 1346 and encodes 351 amino acids.